Messenger RNA from Monodelphis domestica (gray short-tailed opossum), 8586 nucleotides. The record is from RefSeq and is a predicted model, not a curated record. Lineage: Eukaryota; Metazoa; Chordata; Mammalia; Didelphimorphia; Didelphidae.
ACGCCCGGAAGGAAGUAAGCGGUCGGACUCGUUUUUCUCGGACCUCCCCUCUACCCCCUUUCUCUUUUUCUUUACUGACUGUGCCCUCUGUUCCUUCAGAGGUUUUGUGACCAUCGUCCUCUGACCCUUGUCUUUCCUUCCGAAUCUAGCGUUGGCUUUGCCUUUGUCCUUGGUACUCGCCUUGCACCACUCAAUUUCUUUGAAGGAACCUAUCUCCUCUACGGGUCCCCGUGAGGGUCACCCCUUGAGUCGGAUGAGGAGGCGAGAGGAUCGGGAGCCACACCCACUAACCUAACUGAUUUAGGCGCCAGACUUGCGCAUGCGCAUCACGGCACCCCGGGAGCGGUCCUCGUUUUGCUCCUCUCUAUGGUCGGCCCCGGCCUUUGAAUGGACUGCUGAAUUAUGAAGUAUUCUAGAGCCAAUAGCAUAGCGUUGCUGUGCUACUCAAUACUUUAUCGCCUGCUAGUUAUUUAAAUUGGACUUUUAAUAUCCUCCCAGCUGCUCUUGAGACACACAUGGUGCAUUGUUGCCAUUCCCCGGAUUGCAUCUCUGAAACCAAGGCCCUCAGUAAUCUUUGUCAAACAAAGAGGCAGCCUCCAGGAAGCCUUCCUAGUAAGGAGAUUCAGCCAGACUGCCCUCUAGCUUUCUUUGGCCUGUGCUGUAUUUGAAUUCCACCAUGGAGUACCGAAUGGAAUCUUGCUUGGCACAGGUGUUGCAGAAAGAUGUGGGGAAGCGACUACAAGUUGGCCAAGAACUAAUAGACUAUUUCUCAGACAAGCAGAAGUCUGCUGAUCUGGAGCAUGAUCAGACCAUGUUAGAUAAGCUUGUGGACGGACUUGCCACUUCUUGGGUAAACUCUAGUAAUUAUAAGGUCGCUCUUCUGGGAAUGGAUAUCUUGUCAGCGCUGGUAUCACGGCUACAGGAUCGUUUUAAAGCACAAAUCGGCACAGUGCUACCCAGUCUAAUUGACAGGUUGGGUGAUGCUAAAGAUUCAGUGAGAGAGCAAGACCAGACUCUGCUGCUGAAGAUGAUGGAACAAGCUGCUAGCCCUCAGUAUGUGUGGGACAGAAUGUUAGGAGGAUUCAAACACAAGAAUUUCCGCACGAGGGAAGGUGUUUGUCUCUGCCUUAUUGCAACACUGAAUGCCUCUGGAGCCCAUACUUUAACGCUAAGUAAGAUUGUGCCACAUAUAUGUAAUUUACUUGGAGAUCCAAAUGGCCAGGUUCGAGACUCAGCAAUAAACAGCUUAGUGGAAAUUUACAGACAUGUAGGAGAACGUGUGAGGGCAGAUCUCAGUAAAAAAGGAUUACCACAGUCUCGGUUAAAUGUAAUUUUUACAAAAUUUGAUGACGUUCAAAGAUCUGGUAACAUGAUACAGUCUGCAAGUGAUAAGAAUUUUGAUGAUGAAGACUCUGUGGAUGGGAACAGACCUCCUUCAGCCAGCUCUUCUACAUCUUCAAAGGCCCCUGCAAGCUCUCGAAGAAACAUUUCAAUGGGAACCACUCGUCGCCUUGGACCUGUUGCUCUGGGAUCAAAAUCUUCUGCUGCAAAAGAGGGAGCUGGUGCUGUUGAUGAGGAAGACUUUAUUAAAGCAUUUGAUGAUGUACCAGUAGUACAGAUUUAUUCCAGCCGAGAUCUUGAAGAAUCCAUAAAUAAAAUUAGGGAAAUCUUAUCUGAUGACAAACAUGACUGGGAACAGAGAGUAACAGCUCUGAAAAAGAUUCGAUCAUUACUUUUGGCUGGAGCUGCUGAAUAUGAUAAUUUCUUUCAACAUUUGCGACUUUUGGAUGGAGCAUUUAAAUUAUCUGCUAAAGAUCUGAGGUCUCAAGUUGUCCGGGAAGCUUGUAUUACACUGGGGCAUCUGUCGUCAGUUCUUGGAAACAAGUUUGAUCAUGGAGCUGAAGCCAUCAUGCCAACCAUCUUUAAUUUAAUCCCAAACAGUGCCAAAAUCAUGGCCACAUCUGGUGUUGUAGCUGUUAGGUUAAUUAUUCGACAUACACACAUCCCUAGGCUAAUACCUGUUAUCACUAGCAAUUGUACAUCCAAAUCUGUUGCAGUUAGAAGACGCUGUUUUGAAUUUUUAGAUUUACUUUUACAAGAAUGGCAAACACAUUCACUAGAAAGACACAUAUCAGUAUUAGCAGAAACAAUAAAAAAGGGAAUACAUGAUGCUGAUUCUGAAGCAAGAAUAGAAGCAAGAAAAUGUUAUUGGGGUUUCCACAAUCACUUCAGUAGAGAAGCAGAACAUUUAUACCAUACGUUGGAGUCAUCUUACCAGAAAGCUCUGCAAUCACACCUGAAGAACUCAGACAGCAUUGUUUCCUUGCCUCAGUCAGAUCGUUCCUCUUCUAGUUCUCAAGAGAGCCUAAAUCGUCCAUUGUCUGCCAAAAGAAGCCCAACUGGAAGUUCCACAUCUCGAGCUUCUACAGUUAGUACCAAAUCUGUUUCCACAACUGGAUCCUUGCAGCGGUCUCGAAGUGACAUUGAUGUGAAUGCAGCAGCCAGUGCCAAAUCAAAAGUCUCAACUGCUGGCUCCACUCCUUUCAGCUCUGCAGCUGCCUUGCCUCCAGGAUCAUAUGCAUCAUUAGAAUCCAGACACAUCAGGGAGGACAUGGAGUACAUAGGCCUUGAACCAGGCCGGAUACGCACACGACGGCAGAGCUCAGGAAGCGCAGUCAGUGUUACCAGCACUCCUGACAACCGUGGCCGUAGCAGAGCAAAAGUGGUUUCACAGUCUCAGCGAUCCAGAUCUGCUAAUCCUGCUGGUGCUGGUAGCCGAUCAAGCUCCCCAGGAAAACUGUUGGGGAGUGCUUAUAGUGGACUUUCAGGAGGAUCUGCCAGAGGUACACCUGUGCCUACAUCCUCAGAUAAACGAAGCAAGAUCCCACGGAGUCAGGGAUGUAGUCGAGAAACAAGUCCUAGCCGCUUGGGUGGACAAGAUCGGUUUGGGCUUGGGCAGCCGGGAAGGAUGCCUGGUUCUGUCAAUGCCAUGCGAGUUCUAAGUACAAGCACAGAUUUGGAAGCAGCUGUUGCUGAUGCCCUGCUAUUAGGAGACUCCAGGAGCAAGAAAAAGCCAGUGAGGAGAAGAUAUGAACCAUAUGGGAUGUAUUCCGAUGAUGAUGCUAACAGUGAUGCAUCAAGUGUUUGCUCUGAGCGUUCUUAUGGCUCCAGAAAUGGUGGAAUUCCUCACUACCUGCGACAAACUGAAGAUGUAGCAGAGGUUCUAAACCACUGUGCUAGUUCCAACUGGUCUGAAAGAAAAGAAGGACUUCUUGGCCUACAGAACUUACUGAAGAGCCAAAGAACCCUAAGUCGAGUUGAAUUAAAAAGGCUAUGUGAGAUCUUCACUCGAAUGUUUGCUGACCCUCACAGCAAGGUUUUCAGUAUGUUCUUGGAGACACUAGUGGACUUUAUAAUAAUCCAUAAGGAUGACUUGCAAGAUUGGCUUUUUGUUCUUCUGACACAGUUACUUAAGAAAAUGGGAGCAGAUUUACUUGGAUCUGUACAAGCAAAAGUUCAAAAGGCUCUAGAUGUAACAAGGGAUUCUUUUCCAUUUGAUCAGCAGUUUAACAUUUUGAUGAGAUUUAUUGUGGAUCAGACACAAACGCCAAACCUUAAGGUCAAGGUUGCAAUUUUGAAAUACAUCGAGUCUCUGGCCAGGCAGAUGGAUCCAACGGACUUUGUAAACUCUAGUGAAACAAGGCUUGCUGUUUCAAGAAUUAUAACCUGGACAACAGAACCAAAGAGUUCAGAUGUGAGAAAGCCUCAGCUACAGCAUAGUCGGGUAGGUGAGGAUUUCCCAGCUAGGUCAGCUUCAACCUCUGGGCCUGGAGAAGGAAACUUGGAAGAAAAAUGUAAACAGGCAGCACAAAUUGUGCUGAUUUCUCUGUUUGAACUGAAUACUCCAGAGUUUACCAUGUUACUUGGUGCCUUGCCAAAAACAUUCCAGGAUGGUGCCACCAAACUCCUACAUAACCACCUAAAAAAUUCCAGUAACACAAGUGUGGGCUCUCCAAGCAAUACCAUUGGUCGAACUCCUUCAAGACACACCAGUAGCAGGACUAGCCCCUUGACUUCACCUACCAACUGUUCCCAUGGUGGUCUGUCACCAAGUCGAUUCUGGGGUUGGAGUGCCGAUGGGCUGUCGAAGCACCCACCUCCCCUUUCUCAGCCUAACUCCAUCCCCACAGCUCCUUCCCACAAGACUUUCAGGCGUUCUUACUCUCCCAGCAUGCUGGAUUAUGACACAGAGAACCUGAACUCAGAUGAAAUUUACAGCUCUCUGCGUGGAGUAACAGAAGCCAUAGAAAAGUUUAGUUUCCGGAGCCAGGAGGAUCUGAAUGAGCCUAUUAAGCGGGAUGGCAAAAAAGACUGUGAUAUUGUUUCACGAGAUGGUGGGAUAGCUUCACCUGCCACUGAUAUUCGAGGAGGAAGUGAUGUGGUAGAAGGAGGAAGGACAGCUCUCGAUAACAAAACCUCACUCCUCAACACCCAGCCUCCACGCGCCUUCACAGGGCCUCGAGCUCGAGACUACAACCCCUAUCCUUACUCUGAUACAAUCAGUACUUAUGACAAGACGGCUCUGAAAGAGGCUGUAUUUGAUGAUGACAUGGAUCAGCUUCGUGAUGUACCCAUUGAUCAUUCUGAUUUGGUUGCUGAUCUUCUGAAAGAAUUAUCCAAUCACAAUGAACGGGUGGAAGAAAGGAAAGGAGCCUUAUUAGAAUUACUCAAGAUCACCCGAGAAGAUAACUUAGGAGUUUGGGAAGAACACUUCAAGACAAUUUUGCUCUUGCUGCUAGAAACACUUGGAGACAAAGAUCAUUCAAUACGGGCAUUGGCAUUGCGAGUGUUACGGGAAAUUCUGAGAAACCAACCAGCAAGAUUUAAAAACUAUGCUGAACUGACAAUCAUGAAAACACUGGAGGCACAUAAAGAUUCCCACAAAGAGGUUGUGAGAGCUGCAGAGGAAGCUGCUUCGACAUUGGCCAGUUCUAUACACCCUGAGCAGUGCAUUAAAGUGCUUUGCCCAAUCAUUCAGACUGCAGACUAUCCCAUCAAUCUAGCUGCCAUUAAGAUGCAGACCAAAGUUAUUGAGAGGAUUUCCAAGGAGUCUUUGCACCAGCUCCUCCCUGAUAUCAUCCCAGGCUUGUUACAGGGAUAUGACAACACUGAAAGUAGUGUUCGUAAGGCCAGUGUGUUUUGCUUAGUGGCAAUUUAUUCCGUAAUAGGAGAAGAGUUGAAGCCUCACCUUGCACAGCUCACAGGGAGCAAGAUGAAGCUAUUAAACUUGUAUAUAAAGAGGGCCCAAACCACCAAUAGCAACAGCAGUUCAUCUUCAGAUGUUUCGACGCACAGUUAAUGGAAAUAUCUGGACCUAUUUGUGUAGACUUAGAAGCAAUCAGUGGUGCCUCUCUGAGACCUUCCUUCUUCCCUUUUCUUCAUUGGCACGCCCAAUCAGUACAAGGAGGCCACACAGAUAUUUAUUGCAAUCAGUAUUUUGGUCCUUUCAAGCUUUUGUGUAGAAUCUUUUUGGUAUUGAAUGUAAAGGAAGCAAGGCCUGUGUUGCAGUCUUCAUACAAAAGAAAAAAAACAACAGCCCUAACUUGUUUGUGCAGCCUGCUGAAAUCUUUAAAAGGGGGGUUAGGUCACAGUGUUUUAAAAAUGAGCCCCUCUAGCAGAUUCUUGGUUUAAAGUAAAGCGAUUAAUUUGUUUUAAGUUAAGUUGAUACAGAUUUGGGGUUUUAGGAUCGUGUCAGUUUCUUCAUAACAUUUUAUUUCGUUAUAAGUAUGACCCUUGGUUGGAUUCUGUGCCUUUCACAAAGGAAACAAUGAAAGUGGUGUGUUUAUUUGAGUUGUUGUUUGAAACCUACCAAAAUGUGAAUUAUGUCUUAGAAAACAUUUAAAAUUAAAAACAGCCUUUUACCUUGUUACUACUAAAUGCCCCAAAGGUUUUCAUUUUCAGUCUUUGAGCUAUGUGUAUAAAGGGCCCUAGCUUUUUAGAAUAGGUUCUGAAAACUGAGGACUCUUUAGUAUUAACUUCACUGAGGUGCAUUUCCUUUAAAUUACAUGAUAUCUGUUCCAGGGCUUAAAAUUUCUUGACAGCUAUUUUAAAGUUGAGAUGAAUCCAAAAGCAAAAGCCAAAGUAAGUCAUAAAAUCAUUUAGUGAAAUUCCACUUGAAAGAAUUAUAGGAGAGAUCUUUUCCUAGGAAUCUUUUUGGAAACAUAAUUUAAAUACCACCCAAGGGAUAAACCUAGAGACUUUUAAGUUAAAGACUAUUCAAAGCAUUACAAUUAUUGUGCUCUUGUGACCCAUUGAUAAUUGGUGUUUUAUUCUUGGUUUUAGUUUAUCCUGAAGUUUCAUAGUACUCUCAGUUCAUAGAGUAAUGACAGAUAUGGAGUUUCAUAAUUUGACUUUUAUUUUUAGGGAGAUUUGGAGACAAUGAGGGUAAAUCCAAAAGAAUCAUGACUCGGUCAUUUCUCAUUUUAUAAACCAAAAUUAUUCUCUGCAGACUUGUUGACAUAAAAAUCUCAAUUCAUUGACAAAGAAAAUUUAAUCUCCAUUAUAAUAGGUGAUAGCAUAUGAGGGAAUUCUAAAAUUUUACUCCAAGUAAAUGUCAAAUAAAUUAAUCUUACUGGUUGUAAAACUUCACUACUCUCUCUGUUAAUGCUCUCCACAGUUUACCUGCCUGCUAGUUUUAGAAUUCAGAGCCAUGGAGUGGACGGUGGUAGAAAAUAUGUAGCUUUUUCUUUAUUCUAAAAUUAUUUUAGAGAUUUUAUGAAAACAUAUAGUAUGCACUGAGAUUGAAUGUGCUGUAAUGUCCAUAAACUAAUAUAGCAAGUGUUCUCACACUACAGGAUGGACUUUUAAAGUGUAAUUUAAAUAUGUAGGAAAUACACAGCUGCUCUGUUAGAAUUUGGUGAUGGAAAGUUUUCUACCCAAGAUAUCAACACUUGCCAUUUGGUUGGAAUGAUACUAAUUUAUUCUAGGAAAGAGCAGCAAGGGGAAAACCGUAAUUUUCUUAAAGAGAUUUUUGCAAUCAUAUUCAAAUGUUAAUUUUUAUUCUUUUGUAAUAUCUGUCCAUUCUAAAGAAUGUUUAAUGAAAAUAAGUGAUGAUGGCUGUCUUAAAUGAGUUAAAUCUUUAUUUUAUGUCUAAAAAUUUUUUCAUUGAUGGGAUGGAUUGGCAUAUUUCAGGCUGCAAAAUAUAGGACCGGGCCUUACUUUCUUGAUCAAAUAAUAUUUUGUUUAUUGACAGAUGUUAUUAAUGUGAUUUUUCUUUCACUACCACAAGUUGGUCAAAGAUUCUUUAUUCUCUGCUGUAGAAAUGUGUUGCACCAUAGAAGAAACAAUUCUGGUUAGAUUAUUUAUCAAUUCAUUUAAAUAUAAUGUAUAUAGUAAGUUUCCCCUGUCCCUCCCUUCCCUUAUUCCUGAAAGAGUCCUGCAUCCCCUCUGUCAUUUAGUUGGGAAGUAUCUUGAAUGUCGCCUAAUUUCCUUGUAGUACUCAAAGGGCUAGCCAUGAAUACCACUUGCAUAACCUUCAAUCUCUUAACUUACCAAAAGAGAAAGAAAAUGUACAAUCAGUUGUCAGCAAACUUCAAGUCUCUUGGCUCCAGAUCUGGAAACUGAUAUAUAUACCAAGGAAAGCAAAUCUGCAUGCUGCCCAUCACAUCAUCCUGAAGGUGGGACCAGAGCCCGGCUGCCCCAACCAAUUUUCAGCAACUGUAGCUGCCUUCCUUGCCUCUCCUCUCCUUCAGGGCUCUUGCUAAUUAAAAAAUUAAUUUUAAAAAAAACAUAAGAAAAGAAAGGAAAGUAAUUCAACAGAAACUUUGCCUCCCCAGCUUAUCAACUCUGAAUUUUCAAUGCCCUGAAAAAGCCCGCCACCCUCUGGACCUUGAGGUUGCUAUCCAUUGUGCUAUUAACAUCACCUCUAAGCUAGGGCAUGGGCAAACUACUUGAUCCAUACUUCCCCCCUCUCCCCAGGUUUUAAGUACUGUAGUUCUCAUGUAGUGCAGAAGUAUUGAGGCAUGUGGCUUUCUCAAAGUACACCAUGUGUGCUUGGCUGGAUAAUAAAUGACAACAAGACUGUCUUUUUUCUAUUGCUUAUUAUUAGCUUCUCAAUAACCUGUAUAAGUAAUGCAACUUGCAUCUUUGUCAUAUAAAACUUCUUUUCCUUUCCCCAACACCCUUUAUUUAUCAAGCAUAAUAUUACAUGUUAAAGGACAGCAAAAAGAAUGUUGUAGAAUUACAGCAGGACUUUGCUAACAAUAAUGUUUGGAAAUAAAAAGGAAAAGCUAUGGAAAAUGUCAGCCACCAGAAUGGUUUUGUUUCCAGUGUGUUCACAGGCAUGGUUACACACACACACACACACACACACACACACACACACACACACACACACACACACACACUCUUUUGCUUUUGUCAUGUUACAUCUAUAUCUGUAUUUAUAUCUUAAUAUUUGUUUUACUUUUAAGUGUAUCAUGGCAAAUGUACAGAUGUUUUUGUUAACAUUAAUGUGAUAGGAUUUGCUAAAAAAAAAAAGACAAAAAAACCCUUUUGAGUUUGCCCUAGAAUAAAGCUUACAUUUAA